This is a messenger RNA of Camelus dromedarius (Arabian camel), 2525 nucleotides long. It is a transcript of the gene MLH1, whose product is annotated as mutL homolog 1. Gene Ontology annotation, molecular function: mismatched DNA binding; ATP binding; ATP hydrolysis activity. The record is from RefSeq and is a predicted model, not a curated record. Gene Ontology annotation, biological process: somatic hypermutation of immunoglobulin genes; mismatch repair. The transcript is spliced from 19 exons. Bases 94 to 2370 code for a protein of 758 amino acids. Gene Ontology annotation, cellular component: MutLalpha complex. Lineage: Eukaryota; Metazoa; Chordata; Mammalia; Artiodactyla; Camelidae.
GAUGGAGGGACGUAGGCAGGAAGCCCUAAGGUGAUUGGCUGAGGGCACUUCCGGCGGUCAUCUCGCGGUAACCUGGGCUCCACUGGCGCCAAAAUGUCGCUUGUAGCGGGAGUUAUCCGGCGGCUGGACGAGACAGUGGUGAACCGAAUCGCGGCAGGGGAAGUUAUCCAGCGGCCGGCUAAUGCCAUCAAGGAAAUGAUUGAAAACUGUUUAGAUGCAAAAUCCACAAAUAUUCAAGUGGUUGUUAAAGAGGGAGGCCUGAAGUUGAUUCAGAUCCAAGACAAUGGCACUGGGAUCAGGAAAGAAGAUCUGGAUAUUGUGUGUGAGCGGUUCACCACAAGUAAACUGCAGUCCUUUGAGGAUUUAGCUCACAUCUCUACCUAUGGCUUUCGGGGCGAGGCUUUGGCCAGCAUAAGCCAUGUGGCUCACGUCACCAUUACAACCAAAACAACCGAUGGGAAGUGCGCAUACAGAGCACAAUACUCAGAUGGAAAGCUGAAAGCACCUCCCAAACCAUGUGCAGGCAAUCAAGGGACCCAGAUCACGGUGGAGGACCUUUUUUACAACAUAUCCACGAGGAGGAAAGCUUUAAAAAAUCCAAGUGAAGAGUAUGGAAAAAUUUUGGAAGUUGUUGGCAGGUAUGCAAUACACAAUUCAGGCAUUAGUUUCUCAGUGAAAAAACAAGGUGAGACGGCGACUGACGUCAGAACACUGCCCGGUGCCACGACCGUGGACAACAUUCGCUCCAUCUUUGGAAAUGCUGUUAGCCGAGAAUUGAUAGAAGUGAGAUGUGAGGAUAAAACCCUCGCCUUCAAAAUGAAUGGCUACAUAUCCAACGCAAACUACUCAGUGAAGAAGUGUAUCUUCUUACUGUUCAUCAACCAUCGUCUGGUAGAGUCACCUUCCUUAAGAAAAGCCAUAGAAACAGUGUAUGCUGCAUAUUUGCCCAAAAACACGCACCCGUUCCUGUACCUCAGUUUAGAAAUCAGCCCCCAGAAUGUAGACGUCAACGUGCAUCCGACGAAGCACGAAGUUCACUUCCUGCACGAAGACAGCAUCCUGGAGCGUGUGCAGCAGCACGUUGAGCACCAGCUCCUGGGCUCCAACGCCUCCAGGACGUACUUCACCCAGACUUUACUACCAGGUCUUGCUGGCCCCUCUGGGGAGGUGGUUAAAUCUACAGCGGGUGUGACCUCCUCAGCUGCUUCUGGAAGUGGCGACAAGGUCUACGCCUACCAGAUGGUCCGCACAGAUUCCCGGGAGCAGAAGCUCGAUGCCUUCCUGCAGCCUGUGAGCAGGGCCCUGUCCAGUCAGCCCCAGGCUGAUGUCCCAGAGGACAGGACAGAUGCUUCUAGUAGCGGGGCCAGGCAGCAGGAUGAGGAAAUGCCUGAACUCCCAGCUCCUGCUGAAGCAGCUGCCAGUCAUCAGGGCCUGGAGGGGGAUGCAACAAAGAAGGCUUCAGAGCCAUCAGAGAAGAGAGGGCCACCUUCCAGCCCGGAGAACCCCAGAAAGCGACAUCGGGAAGGCUCUGACAUGGAAACGGUGGAUGAUGCAUCCCAAAAGGAAAUGACCGCAGCUUGUACCCCCCGGAGGAGGAUCAUUAACCUCACCAGCGUUCUGAGUCUCCAGGAAGAAAUUAACCAGCAGGGACAUGAGGCUCUCCGGGAGAUGCUGCGUGACCACUCCUUUGUGGGCUGUGUGAAUCCUCAGUGGGCCUUGGCACAACAUCAGACCAAGUUAUACCUUCUCAACACCACGAGACUUAGUGAAGAACUGUUCUACCAGAUUCUCAUUUAUGAUUUUGCCAAUUUUGGUGUUCUGAGGUUCUCGGAGCCAGCAUCGCUCUUUGACCUCGCCAUGCUCGCCUUAGACAGUCCCGAGAGCGGCUGGACAGAGGAAGAUGGUCCCAAAGAAGGACUUGCCGAAUACAUUGUUGAGUUUCUGAAGAAGAAGGCCGAGAUGCUUGCGGACUACUUCUCUCUGGAGAUUGAUGAAGAAGGGAACCUGAUUGGAUUACCCCUUCUGAUCGACAACUAUGUGCCCCCUUUGGAGGGUCUGCCUAUCUUCGUUCUCCGACUGGCCACCGAGGUGAAUUGGGAUGAAGAAAAGGAAUGUUUUGAAAGCCUCAGUAAAGAAUGUGCUCUGUUUUACUCCAUCCGGAAGCAGUACGUAUCCGAGGAGUCGACCCUCUCGAGCCAGCAGAGCGAAGUGCCUGGCUCCACUCCAAACCCCUGGAAGUGGACUGUGGAGCACGUUGUCUAUAAAGCCUUCCGCUCACACCUUCUGCCUCCGAAACAUUUCACAGAGGAUGGAAAUAUCUUGCAGCUUGCUAACCUGCCCGAUCUAUACAAAGUCUUCGAGAGGUGUUAAAUACGGUCACGAACGGACUCUGGGAUGGGUGGUCCCUCCUUUGUGUCCUGACGUUCGUAGGGCUUAAGGUAGAAGACUCACGUCUGCCUUGUAACUAGUAGCACUCCUUCACGCAUGGUGCAUUGACUGUAAAUAAAUUGUCAGAUGUGUCCUAA